This is a messenger RNA of Exophiala xenobiotica, 327 nucleotides long. RefSeq lists its product as uncharacterized. Lineage: Eukaryota; Fungi; Ascomycota; Eurotiomycetes; Chaetothyriales; Herpotrichiellaceae. Bases 1 to 327 code for a protein of 108 amino acids. The transcript has a single exon. The record is from RefSeq and is a predicted model, not a curated record.
AUGCCACUCCUACGCGCAAUGAUACCUCGGCAAGCCUUCUCCUCCCACUUGAAGGGCGUAUCAAGCAUGCAACGGUGGACAUCUUCCACUACAUCAACAAAAGCUCCCAGUAGUGAACCUUCCGAGAAAUCCGACUCGACAAAGAGAAAGGAGGCGAUCGAGAAGAUGAAGAAAGCUCAUCAGAGCAUGGCGCAAGCCGAUGAAGAUAUGCGCAACAUAAUGGAGGGGCUAGCAGGUGACGGAGGAUCAGCUGCUGCCGAACUAGAAGACGGGAAGCCAGUCGCCAUGAAACGUGGUGUCCGAGAGAAUAUGUUCCGAUAUAUCUAA